This is a messenger RNA of Lolium rigidum, 822 nucleotides long. RefSeq lists its product as uncharacterized. Bases 1 to 822 code for a protein of 273 amino acids. The transcript has 3 exons. NCBI's taxonomy places the organism in Eukaryota, Viridiplantae, Streptophyta, Magnoliopsida, Poales, Poaceae. The record is from RefSeq and is a predicted model, not a curated record.
AUGGACCAGUUCCCCGACGGGUACCCGGUGCGGCUGCGGAGCGCCGUGCACGGCACCUACCUCCGCGCCGACAAGGACGGGGAUGGCGUCUCCCUCGGCCACCGUCGGGCGUCCAUGAAGGUGGCGUGGUUCGUGCACCGCUACUACGGGGACUACCAGCACGUGCUCCUCCACAGCGCCGCCUACGGCCGCUACCUCUACGCCACCGACGCCCCGGCGCCGCUCGGCUGCCUCGGCUUCCGCGUCGCGCAGCGGAGCUACGACGGGCUCGAGGAUGAGGCCAUCAGGUGGCAGCCCGUCAGGGUCGGGUCCCGGGGCGAGAUCCUGCUCCGCCGCCACGUCGCCCAGGGCGGCCCGGACAGCUACGGCUACCUCCGCGGCAACGGGAAGUACCUCAUCUGGAACGACAGCGUCGUCAGCGUCCACGACGUCGACAAACUCAGCACCAUGAUGCGCUGGGUGGUGGAGCCCGUCCCCAUCACCGACCGCAUCCCCCGCCUUCCACGUCCGACUAGGCUCCACCUCUCCGUCCUUCAGCACUCGCGGGUGGUGAUGUUCACGGGGAACGGCGAAGGGUUGUACGCCAACGACAUCUCGUUCACUUUCAGGGGAAGGUCCGUGCACCGCCUGAGGAACGAGCUGGUCAGCCGGCUGGGCAUCCCAGGGAACGUCUCCAACGACCUCGUCAUGUACGUCCGAGCGGGCACAUACGGGCGCAAUACCCCACUCGGCGUCAACCUAUCCCGCAGCAGAGAGACCCUCGUAAUCACGCCGGAGCCAGCAAACGGCGGGCUGCGAUACCCGGAUUUCGAUGCAGAGUAG